AAAGUCAAAAAUCCAAAAAACGCCAUCACAAAAUUGAACGAGUCCAAAAUUUAUUUCAUUUCACAAGUCACAACAAAAAACCCAAAAGCCGCCAUUGCAUGUUAAUUAUUUUCAAUCUAAAAAAUUUACAAUUAUUAAACAUUUUCCAUACAUAACCAAUAUAUUCAAAAAAAAAAAUGACAUCAACUGAUGAUAAUAAAUCCCAAGAAAAACAAACCGAAAGAACCACAAGAAGCUCUGCCAACAAAGAAAUUAGCACUGGCGACGUCUACUUGAUACGUCGUUCGGAUGGCGAUGUCUAUCCCGCACAAAUAAUUCAAUCGAGAUGCAAUGAAAAUGAUUUUUCCAAUAAUGAAUUCUAUGUCCAUUAUGUUGGUUUAAAUAGACGACUUGACGAAUGGGUCCGUCGUGAUCGCAUUACCGACGCCACCGAAGCUGAAAAGGGUGAAAGCUCCACACCAUCUGACACUAACAACAGUGCCAAGACCUUACAGCAACUCAGUAAAGAACAAAUAGCUUCUCUUGAGAAUCCAUCAUCAGCAGAGAACAGCGAUAGGAAGGUAACAAGAAAUCAAAAGCGACGACACGAUGAAAUAAAUCACGUCCAAAAGACCUACGCCGAAAUGGAUCCUACAACUGCAGCUCUAGAAAAAGAACACGAAGCCAUUACGAAAGUUAAGUACAUUGACAAGCUGCGAAUUGGUAAGUUUGAAAUAGAUUCUUGGUAUUUUAGUCCUUAUCCCGAUGAAUACGGAAAAGUUGGAACUCUAUUUGUUUGCGAAUACUGCCUCAAAUACAUGAAACUAGAACGGACUUAUCGUUAUCACACAACCGAAUGCAGUCAGCGCCAACCACCUGGCAAUGAGAUCUAUCGCAAAGGAACAGUUUCCAUAUUUGAAAUUGAUGGCAAAGACCACAAACUCUAUUGCCAGACAUUGUGCCUGAUGGCAAAGCUAUUCUUAGAUCACAAAACCUUGUACUAUGACGUUGAACCAUUUUACUUUUAUGUUUUGUGUGAAAUUGACAAGAAAGGGGCUCAUAUUGUGGGUUAUUUUUCCAAGGAAAAAGAAUCUCCGGAGAGUAAUAAUGUUGCAUGUAUUUUAAUUCUGCCUCCGUACCAGAGGAAGGGAUAUGGCAAACUUUUGAUUGCAUUUAGUUAUGAGUUGUCACGUCGGGAAGGGGUUGUUGGCAGUCCAGAAAAACCUUUAAGUGACUUGGGUCGAUUAAGUUAUCGGAGUUUUUGGGCUUAUACGCUUUUGGAACUGAUGAAGGAUAAUCGAACAACUACACAGAGUAUCAAGGAAUUGAGUGAGCUGAGUGGCAUUACACAAGAUGAUAUUAUAUAUACUUUGCAAUCGAUGAAAAUGGUCAAGUAUUGGAAGGGACAGCAUGUUAUUUGUGUGACACCGAGAACUGUUAUUGAACAUUUGCAGUUGCCACAGUUUAAAAAGCCUAAAUUAACUAUUGAUUCGGCUUAUUUGCGUUGGAUUCCGCCAAAGCGUACAACAGCUGUUGGUGCUAAAUUCAAAAAGAACUUAUUAAACUGAAAAGGUUUAUGAAUGAUUGCUAGUUUGUAGUUUGAUUUAAAAAUAAAUAAAAUUUCUGAAAGAAUA
Molecule: messenger RNA, 1613 nt
Organism: Episyrphus balteatus (marmalade hoverfly)
Lineage: Eukaryota; Metazoa; Arthropoda; Insecta; Diptera; Syrphidae
Gene: mof
Product: histone acetyltransferase KAT8
Exons: 1
Coding region: 177-1547 (456 amino acids)
Biological process (GO): regulation of DNA-templated transcription
Molecular function (GO): histone acetyltransferase activity
Source: RefSeq, a predicted model, not a curated record